CACUUUAAAAAUAUACUGAAAGAGGAGCCCCUCGGUUUCCGAAGACCGCGGCUCCCCGGCGCUCGCGGACGCGCUCUGGCUGGCCGCGGGGAUCCGCUUUAAAGGGACCGUGCUGGGACUCGCGGCCCGGUGGCGGCUCUCGGAGCGGCGGCCAGGGGGCUCGCUCCCGGGCCGGCCCAGGACCCGGGGAGGUGCGGCGACGAGCUGAGUUGGAGGGGGAGGGGGCAAAGCCCAGUCUGCCGGGGACCCCCCACCUCUGCAGACACUCCUCCUCCUGCUGCUGCAGUUGCUGCUCCUCCUGCUCCGCCGGCCUGUCCCCCCUCCCCCCCCCCCCCCCCCCCCCCGGGAGCGGGAGCGCGGAGUGGAAGAAGUUUCUGGGUGGGUUUCAGAUAACUCCCCGUCCACCCCGGCUGAUAAGAGGCAGCGAAAGUGAGAAAAGAGGGAGCGACGAUGCCAGCCGGGCCGGAGCAGCCACAUCCAGCUGCUGUAGGAAAAAUAGGGGAGGGGGGACCCCAAUAAACAAGCCUCAAGCACACCAGACCCGGGCCACCCCCUAGGCGACAGUGAUGCUGAUUUAAAAAAAGAGAGAGAGAAAGAGAGAGGCUGUCGGAGGACCAUCCAUCUGCAGCGCGUGGUCCCACAACAGACAGUCCAGAGACGGACCAAGUGCGCAGAGACCCCUUCGGAAAACGAGACGAGAGACUUAAAAAAAGCCAAACAGAAAACAAACAAACAAGCAUACAAAACAAACAAACAAACAAACAAACAAAAACUCUGCCAAGGUUUCCGGGGACGGAUCGACGAGGACUUUUGGCGCUGGGGGCUGUUGGUGGCUUGUGCUUGGCUUUGCAGUCUUCGGGGAUGGUGGCAUUUUUCUGGCUGAGUUGAGAGGCCCUAAGAGAUCGGAAGAUCUUAGAUGAGUUUUGCAAUGUGAAGUUCUGCAUAGAUGCUAGUCAACCAGACGUAGGAAGCUGGCUCAAGCACAUCAGGUUCGCUGGCUGUUAUGAUCAACAUAACCUCGUUGCGUGCCAGAUAAAUGAUCAGAUCUUUUACAGAGUAGUCACAGACAUUGCACCAGGAGAAGAGCUUCUGCUGUUCAUGAAGAGUGAGGACUACCCCCAUGAGACCAUGGCACCAGAUAUCCACGAAGAGCGACAAUAUCGCUGUGAGGACUGUGACCAAAUCUUUGAGUCCAAGGCUGAGCUGGCUGACCACCAGAAGUUCCCGUGCAGCACACCCCACUCAGCCUUCUCCAUGGUGGAGGAGGACUUCCCGCAGAAGCUUGAAGGCGAGAACGACCUCCGAGAACUACACGCGAUCCAGGAGUGUAAGGAAUGCGACCAAGUUUUUCCCGAUUUGCAAAGCCUGGAGAAACACAUGUUGUCACACACUGAAGAGAGGGAAUACAAGUGUGAUCAGUGUCCCAAGGCAUUUAACUGGAAGUCCAACUUAAUUCGCCACCAGAUGUCACAUGACAGUGGAAAGCACUAUGAAUGUGAAAACUGUGCCAAGCAGGUGUUCACGGACCCUAGCAACCUCCAGCGGCACAUUCGCUCCCAGCACGUCGGGGCCCGUGCCCACGCGUGCCCUGAGUGUGGCAAAACCUUUGCCACUUCGUCGGGCCUCAAACAGCACAAGCACAUCCACAGCAGUGUGAAGCCCUUUAUCUGUGAGGUCUGCCAUAAAUCCUAUACUCAGUUUUCAAACCUUUGUCGUCAUAAGCGCAUGCAUGCUGAUUGCAGAACCCAAAUCAAGUGCAAAGACUGUGGACAAAUGUUCAGCACUACGUCUUCCUUAAAUAAACACAGGAGGUUUUGUGAGGGCAAGAACCAUUUUGCGGCAGGUGGAUUUUUUGGCCAAGGCAUUUCACUUCCUGGAACCCCCGCUAUGGAUAAAACGUCCAUGGUUAAUAUGAGUCAUGCCAACCCGGGCCUGGCUGACUAUUUUGGCACCAAUAGGCAUCCUGCUGGUCUUACCUUUCCAACAGCUCCUGGAUUUUCUUUUAGCUUCCCUGGUCUGUUUCCUUCCGGCUUGUACCACAGGCCUCCUUUGAUACCUGCUAGCUCUCCUGGUAAAGGACUAUCAAGUACUGAACAGACAAACAAAAGUCAAAGUCCCCUCAUGACACAUCCUCAGAUACUGCCAGCCACACAGGAUAUUUUGAAGGCACUCUCUAAACACCCACCUGUAGGGGAGACUAAGCCAGUGGAGCUCCAGCCCGAGAGGGCGUCUGACGAGAGGCCCCUUGAGAAAAUCAGUGACCAGUCAGAGAGUACUGACCUUGAUGAUGUCAGUACCCCAAGUGGCAGUGACCUGGAGACAACCUCGGGCUCUGAUCUGGAAAGUGACCUUGAAAGUGAUAAAGAGACAUGUAAAGAAAAUGGUAAAAUGUUCAAAGACAAAGUCAGCCCUCUGCAGACUCUGGCUUCAAUACAUAAUCAGAAAGAAUUCAGCCAUCAUUCCAUUUUCUCACCAUCUUUAGAGGAGCAGACUGCCGUGUCAGGAGCUGUGAAUGAUUCUAUAAAGGCUAUUGCUUCUAUUGCUGAGAAAUACUUUGGUUCAACAGGACUGGUGGGGCUGCAAGACAAAAAAGUUGGAGCUUUACCUUACCCUUCCAUGUUUCCCCUCCCGUUUUUUCCAGCAUUCUCUCAAUCAAUGUACCCAUUUCCUGAUAGAGACUUGAGGUCGUUACCUUUGAAAGUGGAGCCCCCAUCACCCAGUGAAGUCAAGAAACUGCAGAAGGGAAGCUCUGAGUCUCCCUUUGACCUCACCACUAAGCGAAAAGACGAGAAGCCCUUGACUCCCAUCCCUUCCAAGCCUCCGGCCACACCGACCACUAGCCAAGACCAGCCCCUGGAUCUGAGCAUGGGCAGUAGAAGUCGAGCCAGUGGGACAAAGCUGACUGAGCCAAGGAAAAACCAUGUGUUUGGGGACAAGAAGGGUAGCAGUGUGGAAGCAAGAACGGCCUCCGAUGGUUCUUUGCAGCAUGCGAGGCCCACACCUUUCUUUAUGGAUCCUAUUUACAGAGUAGAGAAAAGAAAACUAACUGACCCACUUGAAGCUUUAAAAGAGAAAUACUUGAGACCUUCUCCGGGCUUCUUAUUUCACCCACAAUUCCAACUGCCUGAUCAGAGAACUUGGAUGUCAGCAAUUGAGAACAUGGCAGAGAAACUGGAGAGCUUCAGUGCCCUGAAGCCUGAGGCCAGUGAACUUCUUCAGUCUGUUCCCUCCAUGUUCAACUUCAGAGCGCCUCCCUCGGCCCUGCCGGAGAACCUCCUGCGGAAAGGGAAAGAACGCUAUACAUGCAGAUACUGUGGCAAGAUUUUUCCAAGAUCUGCGAACCUCACACGGCACUUAAGGACCCACACAGGAGAACAGCCCUACAGAUGCAAAUACUGUGACAGGUCAUUUAGCAUAUCGUCCAACCUACAGAGGCAUGUUCGCAACAUCCACAAUAAGGAGAAGCCUUUCAAGUGCCACUUAUGUGAUAGGUGUUUUGGUCAGCAGACCAACCUGGACAGACACCUCAAGAAACAUGAGAAUGGCAACAUGUCUGGUACAGCAACCUCAUCGCCUCAUUCUGAGCUAGAAAGCGCAGGUGCCAUUCUUGAUGACAAAGAAGAUGCUUACUUCACAGAGAUUCGGAAUUUCAUUGGGAAUAGCAACCACAGCAACCAGUCACCCAGGAACACAGAAGAGAGAAUGAAUGGCAGUCACUUUAAGGAUGAAAAGUCUCUGGCGACCAGUCUAAAUUCAGAUGUGCUGGAUGAUGAAGAAGCGGAAGAUGAGGUGUUGUUAGACGAGGAGGAUGAAGACAAUGAUGUCACCGGCAAACCAGGACAGGAGUCCGUAGCAAGGAACUUGGAGGAAGGGAACGCUGAGGAUGACUAUGAAGAGACCAGUGCCCUGGAGAUGAGUUGCAAGGCGUCCCCGGUGAGGUAUGACGAGGAAGAAUAUAAAACUGGACUUUCUGCUUUAGAUCAUAUCAGGCACUUCACAGAUAGCCUCAAAAUGAGGAAAAUGGAAGAUAAUCAAUAUUCUGAAGCUGAGCUGUCUUCUUUUAGUACUUCCCAUGUGCCGGAGGAGCUUAAACAGCCGUUACACAGAAAGUCCAAAUCACAGGCAUAUGCUAUGAUGUUGUCGCUGUCCGACAAAGAGUCCCUCCACUCCGCGUCCCAUGGCUCUGCCAAUGUGUGGCACAGCAUGGCCAGGGCAGCGGCAGAGUCUGGUGCCAUCCAGUCCAUAAGCCACGUAUGACAUGGCCAAGGCUGACCAGCCGGCGUGGGACCAAGUCCACGCAUAGCAUGGCUCUCCACAGAGGACUGUUGAAAAAAGACUGCUGAGCAGAAUGCCUUAGAAACCUGAAGGGUCACUCAUCCAAAGUCUGGUGACCUUAAACUGAAUGAUGGAGAAAAAAAAAAAAAAGAAAAAAGAAACUAUUUAUUCUCGAAUAUUUUGUUUUGCACAGCAAAGGCAGCUGCUGACUUCUAGAGAAUCAAGGCGACUUAAGAAUGACUCAAAGAAUGGGGAGAACUUGCUGGACAGACAGUGCCUGUCCUUUUUACCUGGGGGGGGGAGACCCUCUGGGUGGUGAAUGAGGGGGUGAGAGAUGUCAGCAUUACUAUGAACCAACACUCCGUAGGAAGCAAACUCUUCUUUUUGUAAAAGAUCACUUGUUACGUUGAUUUGGGAACAGUUGCUUUGGAUUACAGAUUUCUUUCUUUUGUCUUUGUUAACGUUUUAUGUAAUUUAACCUUUUGGAGAUGGAAAUAGUUGGAUGAAAUGCACACUCAGUAAUUCUAGAAACUGAUAACAGGGAGUACUUAUUGCCCUCUUCUCCCCCACCCUGUAAUCUUUGCCUUCUUUAAGUCCAUUUGUUUAAAACUAGGGGGAUGAGGGUAUGUGAAUAUUGUAAACUAUGGAUGUUCAAAGAGGUCCAGUCAGUGAAGUGACUUUUUUUUCAUCAUCAGGACUGCUAAGCCACUACACUAAUGCAACAUUUGCCAAAUCCUUGUAAUAACAUCUUCAUUUUAGACAAUCAUGUCACUGUUUCUUCUUUUUUUGUGUUGCGUGUAUCAUGUAUUUAUUUGUUGGCAGGCUAUUGUUUGUUGAUGGAAAAGAGCACUGUUCCAGGCAGCCACUACCUUCUGUCUCGGGCACAUCCUUCUCUGAAUCGCAAGGACCAAGGUGACCAACCUGUGUGGGUUGUGCCAGACAACCUUUGGCUUUUCUUAACAUUCCUUUUUUGUUGUUGUUGUUUUGUUUUAUUUUGUUUUCCAUCUUAAGGAGAUAAAUAUGAAUAGGUGCAACUUAGUUUUUUUUCCCAUAAUACUGAAAUCGAUUCGACUGUAUAAACGAUUAUAAUUUCUUUCAUGGAAGCAUGAUUCUGAUUAAAAACUGUACCCCAUAUUUUACACUGCUUGUCUGCAAGCUUGUGCGAUGUUAUGUUCAUGUUAAUCCUAUUUGUAAAAUGAAGUGUUCCAGACAUUAUGUUUAAAAAGAGAGAGAGUGUGGAAGAGAGAGAGAGAGAGAGAGAGAGAGAGAGAAGUAAACAACAGACUGUAUUUCAUUUACUUGGCCUUUUAUUGGGGCACCAGAUUUGUUUUUCUUUUUCUUUUCUUUAUUAUUUUUUUCUUGUUUUUGUCUUUUGUAAUCUCAUUUUGAAAUAAUCGGCAAGUUGAGGUACUUUCUUCAAAUGCUUUGUACAAUAUAAACUGUUAUGCCUUUCAGUGCAUUACUAUGGGAGGAACAACUAAAAAUAAAGACUUACCAAAAAAAAAAAAAGUGAUUUUUUUUUCAGUGUGUGGUAUUUUUCCUUCUCAUGCCAUUUUUGUUUCCCCUUUGGAGCCAUUGAUAAUAAAGAUAGGCUGUCUGGAGGCCUUAAUGUCUUGAUGGAUGUGUAGGACACGUUUGUGUUUUAUAGAGAUGCCACUGGCAUAGCCUUUGACCCAUGGGAAGCUGGAGCAUCUCUCCUUCAUUGCUCUGAACUUCCUCGCUGUGAUGUAAAGUCAGGGCCCACUCUGCUGUGCCCUGGUGUCUCUCCAUGCUCCACGUUGGCAAUUCGCAUUGUAGGAAGGAUAGAAAGUGACCUACAGCUAUUCUCUCUUUUUUUCUUUUCUUUUCUUUUCUUUUCUUUUCUUUUCUUUUCUUUUCUUUUCUUUUCUUUCUUCCUUUUUUUUUUUUUUUUUUACCACCCAGGUUAUUUCUGGGGCUUAGUGCCUGCAUGAUGGCUCUACCAACCCUGGAAGCCUUUUUUUUCUUUCUUCAUUUAUGAUAGAGUAUGAGAGAAAUAGGGAAAGAGAAACAGAAAUACACCUGCUACACUGCUUCACCACUCCUGAAGCACCAUGCCUCCCCCCAUGGGGAUCAGAGGCUUGAGCCCUUGUGCUCUCCUCAAUGUGCCACCAUUGCUGCCCCUCUAUUCACAUCAUAUACUCCCUGCCAAGAAGUGAAUUAUUUCUUAAUUUUCUUUCAGUUACAUACACAAAUAGUGAUAACUGAUUCAGAAGGAAAAGAAAAAGGAAAAAAAAAACUACUUUCCUGGGUUUCUUGUAUAUCUUUGGACACGAAAAUAUCACUUUUUCAGUUAAAAUGAGUAUAGAUAUUGGGUGUAAAACAAGUUUUGAGUGUCCUUUCUUGAUAUGUGGUUUGAAAAAAAAAUCUAUACCUUGCUCCGAAUUCUUCUUCAAAAUAAUCAUAGAUUUUUCCCCAUAUCCCAUGAGGCUUUAAAUUUUUUUUUUGUAAUUUUCUAGUUAUUUUAUAAUGGUUUGCAAGAUUAUAUGAUUACAAGGGUAUCAUGCCACACCACACCCAUGACCAAAGUUCUGUGCCCCUCCACCAUAAACUUGGUAAUUCUUAAAAAGGCUUAGGAAGAGUUUGACCACCUAUUUUUAUUCUUUUUCCUUUUUUUUUUGUAAGUUCAUGCGUUUCAAUUCUCUGGAUCCCAAAUCCAGAGAAUUGAAGGGAAGCCAUCCAGUAGUUGUUCGGCUUCUUUACUCACAGCAUUAGCCCUAACCCCCUCUAGGUCUAUACACUUUGUUGCUAAGAAUACAAUAUCUUGAUAAAUCCUCUAGUGUGGUAGAAAUGAUGGCUGUAUCUUUUGCUCUUUGGAUAUAAAAUCUGUUGUUCUAGAAUAUGGUUAUCCCAAUUUUGGUCAAUUGUAAAGGACUUAACAGGGCCUGAAGAAUAAAUAUGACAUGCAGAAA
Messenger RNA from Erinaceus europaeus (western European hedgehog), 7205 nucleotides. RefSeq names its product MDS1 and EVI1 complex locus (gene MECOM). Gene Ontology annotation, cellular component: nucleus. The coding region runs from base 1099 to 4257 and encodes 1052 amino acids. The record is from RefSeq and is a predicted model, not a curated record. Gene Ontology annotation, molecular function: histone H3K9 methyltransferase activity; RNA polymerase II cis-regulatory region sequence-specific DNA binding; DNA-binding transcription activator activity, RNA polymerase II-specific. Lineage: Eukaryota; Metazoa; Chordata; Mammalia; Eulipotyphla; Erinaceidae. Gene Ontology annotation, biological process: regulation of transcription by RNA polymerase II; negative regulation of DNA-templated transcription. The transcript has 16 exons.